AUGGUGCGUCCCCGUCCCUCAUCCCCUCCGCCUCAUCAUCUCCCAGCUCCCAAGGCCAAGGCCGCCACCUCGUCCAAGCCCAAGCCCGCCUCGAAGAAGCGCACGACCCGCGCCGACACCUCGUCCGACGACGACUCGUCGCCCCCGCCCGCCAAAAAGCCCAAGGUCAAGGCCGCCAAAGCUUCGUCGUCGUCCAAGAGCUCCGCCAAGCCCGCGUCCAAGCCCAAGAAGCUCAAGAAAAAGACCGAGGAGAUGGUCCUCUCGAGCGACAGCGACCACUCGUCCGACUCGGACGUCGUCGUCGAGCAGCCCAAGAAGAAGAGGGCCGCCGCUCCGGCCUCGUCGUUUAAGGCCAAAGCCACCUCGAGCAAGCCCAAGUCCAAGGCCGCCCUCGCCUCGCGCACCCCGUUCGAGGCGUCGACCUCGACGCCCGCCGAGUCGCUCGCCGAGGCGCCCAAGAAGAAGAAGGACAAGAAGGCGCCCAAGGAGUUCCCGUUCGACGAGGCGCUCCCGGUCUGGUUCGCCCAGUUCGCCGACAAGGGCGACAAGACCAAGAUGGACGGCAACGGCAUCGAGAAGCUCUUCCGCGACAUGGGCCUGUCGAUGGACGGCGCGUACCCGCUCAUCCUCGCGUGGAAGGUCGGCGCCAAGCCGGGCACGUUCGGCGCGUUCUACCUGAGCGACUUUGAGCGCGCUUUCCGCGACGACAAGAUCGCCUCGUCCGUCAAGCUCAAGGCGUUCCUCGAAAAGCAGGAGCAGGAGCUGUUCAAGCCUCGUGCCGGCGGCAAGGGCAAGGCAGUCGCCGCGCCGGGCGGGAGCAGCGACUCGGAGGACCUGUACCGCGGGCCCGACGCCGACAUGAUCGCCAACCAGUCGUUCCAGCAGUUCUACACGUUCCUCCUCCCCUUCUUCCGCGCCGAGGGCUCCAAGACGCUGCCCGCCGAGGCGGCCAAGGCCAUGUGGUCCGUCGUCCUCGCGCCCAAGUACGCACUCGCGCAGGGUUUCGUCGACUUUGCCGAGCACCGGGGCGACAAGUUCAAGGCCGUGUCGACCGACCUGUGGACGCAGCUGCUCGACUUUUGCGAGACGGUCGAGCCCGACCUGACGGGGUGGAGCGAGGACGACGCCUGGCCGUCGGCGAUUGACGCGUUCGUCGAGUGGAAGAGGGACAAGGAGGCCGUUGCGUGA
Molecule: messenger RNA, 1188 nt
Organism: Rhodotorula graminis WP1
Lineage: Eukaryota; Fungi; Basidiomycota; Microbotryomycetes; Sporidiobolales; Sporidiobolaceae
Exons: 7
Coding region: 1-1188 (395 amino acids)
Biological process (GO): positive regulation of ubiquitin-protein transferase activity; protein neddylation
Cellular component (GO): ubiquitin ligase complex
Molecular function (GO): cullin family protein binding; ubiquitin conjugating enzyme binding; ubiquitin-like protein binding
Source: RefSeq, a predicted model, not a curated record